This is a messenger RNA of Colletotrichum truncatum, 1566 nucleotides long. Its product is annotated as major facilitator superfamily protein. Gene Ontology annotation, biological process: transmembrane transport. Gene Ontology annotation, molecular function: transmembrane transporter activity. The record is from RefSeq and is a predicted model, not a curated record. NCBI's taxonomy places the organism in Eukaryota, Fungi, Ascomycota, Sordariomycetes, Glomerellales, Glomerellaceae. Gene Ontology annotation, cellular component: membrane.
AUGGUACUUUCUACUAUUGAGGAGGUCGUGGUUGAGGAGGAUAGGAGAGCGAUACUUUUAGAUACAUUUGGAUACUCGAGGUCAAGCUUUGCAGAUGUAAAGCUAGACGCAGUCAAUCUCGGCGAUAUAUCACCACCUUUGCAAUGGUCCGAAGCCGAGGAGAGGGACGUAAGGCGCAAGCUCGACUGGCACACAGUUCCUUUGGCUACAACACUGUAUUUGCUCUGUUUUCUUGAUCGAUCAAAUAUCGGCAAUGCCAGAAUCCAGGGCAUGGCAAAAGAUAUCAACAUCGAAGGGCUUCGCUUUAACUGGGUCUUAUCAAUAUUUUACAUCGUUUACCUGUUGGUGGAGGUACCAAGCAACAUAGUAUUGAAGCGAAUUGGGCCAAGGUAUUACCUACCUUUUCUAGUAGUUGGAUUCGGCUUGGUUUCGCUUUGCACGGCUUUUGUAAGAUCCUACGAAGGGCUUGCUGUAGCUCGCGCGUUUCUAGGUGGGUUCGAAGGCGGAGCGAUGCCCGGAUUAUCCUUCUUCAUGAGCAGCUUCUACAGAAGAGAAGAACUACUGCUUCGCAUCGGGAUUUUGAUUUCAUCAGCUUCCCUAGCCGGAGCAUUUGGAGGGCUCUUAGCCAGCGGUCUUUCUCGAAUUCCUCAGUGGGGCUUUGACGGGAUGCCCAUUCACACAUGGCGCAACAUCUUUUUCUUUGAGGGAUUUAUCACGAUUCUCGUAGGGCUAUUCGCGCCUCUCUGGAUGCCGAUGAAUCCUGCCACUGCGUACUUCCUCACCGAUCGAGAGCGAUCUAUCGCCGUCGAACGCCUACAGCGGGAGCACAAAUCAGAACCUGAGGAACCAGUGAGUCUUGAUCAUGUGAAGCGAGCGGUGAAGUGCAUACACAACUAUAUAUGUGCACUAGGCUUCUUCUUGAUCAACAUUACAGUACAAGGUAUUUCAGUUUUCAUGCCCACUAUUUUGAACGACCUUGGUUGGACAUCUACCAAGGCACAGUUGAUGUCGGUGCCACCCUACAUCGUCGCCUGCGCAUCGGCUAUAACCAUCGCAUACAUCAGCGACAAGACCCACCAGCGUGGAAUUUACCUGGCUAUAUCUUCCCUUGUUGCAGUCAUUGGCUUCGCCAUUCUUCGUUUCGAGACCAGCACCAAUAUUCGAUAUAUGGCGCUCUUUCUAGUAACUGCUGGGGCAUUCCCUGGGGGUCCAGGAUUCCUUAGCUGGGCCAUGAACAGUAGGUACUUUUCAGUUGUAAAAGACUCAGCAGGGCCGUCAGUUCGUGCAGUUACAAGUGCAUACGUUGUUGCAAUCGGUACUUUUGGCGGCAUACUCGCUACUUGGACGUAUACUUUCAGGGACGCGCCAAAGUACUUUGUGGGCCAUACAAUCAACUUGGUCGGACAGAUUCUGACAGUAAUACUUGCCAUUUUUGGCAUCAUCUACUGCCUGUAUGAGAAUAGGGCUAGAGCUGCGGGAAAGCGAGACUACAGAUUAGAUAGUCGGACUGACAAGGAGCAGAUCGAGCUAGGUCAUAAGCAUCCUUCGUUCCGUUACAUGCCCUAA